UUAUAUCACUUGUCCGUUAUUUUAGCGUGGAGUGACACUUUACACAUCUGCCUAAAUCUGAAAAGUGCUACAAAAUAUUCGCUGCACAACUUAGCCCCAAUACUAGACAUGGAAUUUAGUGGCGGUGACCACCCAAAACAGUGCCAUUUUUAGACGUUUACUGCUGACGUUUACAGAGGCUUCAAAUAGCUUCCGUUUUACACUGGUAGUGAUUGGACUGUUCUGUACUUACCCAGUGAGCUAACAUAGUGGUAGAACAAGUCCGACACUCUACACUUCGAUGGAGGAACAGCCCAAAGAUCGGGCACAAGACAGGCAAUAUCAUCACCACGGAGGGGAUAGAAACUCUAUUCAACAAACAGCUUGUCUAAAAAAUGAUCAGAGCCACUUCCAGCGCCAGCAUCAGGAAACGCAGACGAAGAAAACAGGUUGGGCCAUCCGGAAAAGCAAUAAAAAAGUAAACAUCAGUGUGGAGGAGGAGAAGAAUCCCCAUCUGUCUGAUACUGUUGGUAUGUCACAUCCCUCCAACAGCAAUGGCAACAGACACACAAGUAACGCAAAUGUGAAGCAGAAGUCAACACAAAAGCUAUCCACAACUGUUCCAAAAGCGGGCAGCAAAGGACUGGACCAUAAGAAGAAUAUGGACCUUAAAAAUGACAAGGAAAAGGCCCUGGAUUUGAAUCAUCAUGAGGGCCAAUCUUUGGAUAAAAAAGACUCAGUGUUGCUUCAGAAUGGCAUUGUAAACUGUGGCUUAAUUACAAAUGGCUAUUCUUGCAAGGACAAUGAUGGCAGCGGCUCUGAAGGUGGAUAUACUACGCCGAAGAAGCGCAAGGCCAGAUGUAACGGCAAGAACACUGAUAAUGUGAUAAGAGAAAAGGAGAAAGACAUGCAGCAGGGCAGCACUACACAGGAGCAUGGGGCUUUUAAUCUUGAGAUGACUGAGAAGGAAGCGAAUUCCAGACUUGAUGGCUUCAGAGCCGCCCAUAAAGUAGAGGCUCAGUCAGCAGGUAGAAGGGCUGUUGCGUCAGAAGCUUCAAUAGGUGAAUCUCAGAGGAAAAACUCUGAUGGCAAAGCAGUUGGCACUUUUGGUAAAAAGACUGAGGAAAGGCACAAAGCCAAGCUUUCCUCACCUUCAAAAGAGGACUCGUGGACUUUGUUCAAGCCCCCUCCAGUAUUUCCUGUGGACAAUAGCAGUGCUAAAAUUGUUCCCAAGAUCAGUUAUGCAAGUAAAGUAAAAGAAAACCUCAACAAAGUAGCUCAAGGCGGAGGAGAGGCACUGCCUCCUCCUGUUAGACUGUCACAGGUCCCUAUGUCUGCUAUGAAAACUAUCACCUCAGCUAGCUUUACUAAUGGUCCUGUUUCUGGAAAUGGAAACAGCUGCCCAGUGGGUACCUUCUUUGCUCCUGCUGCUAGUAGUAUUCCAACAGCCCCAUCUAUCCCAAGUGGCGAGAAUGUAGCAUCUCCUCUGGAAAGUAACUGUAGCUCUACAACUAGUCCUGUAGAUGGAGAAGCAUACGAGCUUAGAAAGUGUACUCUUUUAAUUUACCCUUUAAAUAUGCAACCUGUGCUCCCUAGUGCUCGUCACCAUGACCCACCGGCUGCUCAGACAAAUCAGAAAGCCUUGGGAGAUAUCUUCCAGAAUCAGUGGGGGCUUUCCUUCAUCAACGAGCCCAACUUGGGGCCGGAAGGAGGAAGUAGCCAGGUGCCUGCAGAGGACAAGUCUACUGUGGUCGCAUCUCAAAGCGAGUGUCAGGCUGUCGCAUCCAAGACUGCCCAGCCCUGCUUUGAUGUUAGCCCAUCAUUCUUAGAGCCUGGCACUUUGGUACAAGACCCCGAGAAAAGGACUUGCAACGUGUCUAAUGUUUGUUCUCCUGCUUGUGUAACGAGUGAGGAGGAGUGCAAGCAACAGCCAUGCGGUCAGGAAAAGACAAAAACUGAGGGCAAGGCUUCUGCUGUGUUGGCCUCCACCAAGGACAAUGGUGUUAAGCCUGCACAGAGCCAGCUAACCACUUUGUUGUUUGGCUCAUCUAAAGAACAGGCCUACUCUAAAGACAUUGGCAGAAGGUGUAGCUGGGGGUCCUUUGACAUUAAAGCUGCUGUCACUUAUCACACUAAAGAAAUGGAAUUCAUUUUCAACUUGCAAAAACAAGAUCCAAAAAGAGUAGUGGUUUAUGACGAGACCAAGGAUGGACCUAAUCAGUGAGGUAGAUGGUCUACAGUACUUACCUUCUUCUCUUCUGGGUGCUGCAGUUCUCUACCUUGGAAAUCAUAAACCCUGUUGGACAGAUAAAGUGACAACUGUGAAAACAUUGAUAGUAUAGCAUGACAGAUUUUCCUUGGAAUCUCGGGUGGAAUAACAGACUUCUUUGGGGGCAUCAGACAAACGCACACACAGACACACUCUGGAGGGACGUUGGAGGAGUUGAUCAGUGCCUCUCCAACAUGAUAAACGGACAUUUGCGACUUUGGAGCUGUGAUAGUUGUUUGUCUCAUGGCUCUUUAGGAUGAUGGUCGGGAGUUCAACAGAGGAAGGUGUCAUGGAUUGCACCUCCCUAAGCCUUUAUCCUGUCAAACUGCGGCAGCCGUCAGUGUGACGAUGGGAUGCCUCAGUCAUUUUCUUUCUUCACGCGUUCAAAUGAGUUCAUUGUAGAUAUGUUAGACUUUAUACAUACACAUCUGUGUGCAAGCUUGAAUUAAUCGUGGAGGAAAGAACACACCUUGCAAAGAAUGCCUUGAAGUUGUGGGAAAAAGAAAGAGCUCUGGAGCCCUGUUAAACUGUAAAUUAAGUGGAAGCUCAUGAGUGAGAGCCCCAUCUAGGAAGGGAGAACGUUGUCUUAAAUCAGAGCUCAGAAAUUAAAUGCUUGCUUUUUUUAUGUACUGUUGUCUGACCUAACAUGAGUGUUAAACACACUGCUGUGUGGCCCCCCAGAGCACAGGCAGAGAAGUGCCCUAUUGGAAGGAAAGCUAGGCCCCUUCAUUUCAUUAUUACAGGUGCGCUAAGGAUUUUCAAACCAGGUCUCAGUUAAAGGCAGAACUUUUUCUUCUGAAAGCUUUUCAUACAUUUCAUGCAGAUUGUGUUGAGGUCAGUACAGUUUAUUGUUGAAUUCAGGUUCGUAUACCUUCUGAUAAAUGAAUCCUGAGUUAACCGAGUGACAAAUUGUCAAGCGAGAGACACUGCUACCAAUAAGGUCUUCUGCGUUUUGUUCGAUUUGUACUGCAGCAAGACUCAGGAUGUCCAUUCAGAUUAUUUUGCCUGCAUUUCUGUCUUUUGUAAAAACUCCUCGUCAAAGGAACACAUGUUGCAUUUUACAACUUUUUUGUUUUGUUUUGGUUUCUGGCUCACCACUGGGUCUUUACUUUUCUGUCUUACGCCAUUGUAUUUCUUGCAUGUUUACCGGUGGAAAUGAACGAGUCACAAGUCACUCUUCAUCGCCACACAAAGAUAACCAUAACACAGCAACAACAACUGCAAUACUAAUCUAAGUUUCCCCAACUAGCCACUUUGUCAGACUGUGUUGAAAUGUGAAGAUGAGUUGUACUAUUAUGUUUUACUGUGGAUAACAUUUUUCAUUUGCAAACCAGUGUGCAAUAACACCGUGUGAUCCAUACAGUGUGUGAAAUGGGUUAUAUGGCACUACAGAAUCAUCAUCCAAGAUGCUGGUGUGGCCUGCAGUUCAUUUGUGUGUUCAAAAACGUUAAUGGUGUGUUUUCAAUUUGUUGCACAAAUUCUUGAGGUGAUUUUUCUUUCUUUCUUCUUUUUUUUUUUUUUUUUUUUUUUUUUUUAAAAAGGAAGAAGAAGAACUCAUGUUGAAAUAUCUAAUUAAGUCUAGGGAGUCCAAAUUUUCAAACUGUUAACUGGCCAGCUGUGACAUCACUUUCAUCACCAUCUCCAAAUCAGGAUUGGUUUAUUCGACAUAACAAAGGUAUCCAAUUAUAUAUAUUUUUUUUCUCUAGAAGACAUGAUUUGGUUAAUGUGUGGAUGAAUAGCACUUUAUGUAAACUAAUUGCUUUUAUCUUUUAAUUGUUAGAGAGAUCUAUAUGUACUGACAAGAAAUACACCUUGAAAGAAUGGCUCUGGGCUGUUACUUUUCAGAAAAAAAAAAUAAGUUGAUAAAUACAGAAUUAUUAAAUGUAACUCAGGUAGUGUUGAUAAAGCCAUGACUAUGUUAGAUAUUGUUUUUUUGCCAAAUGUCCCCUGUCAUUUAAUGUUCUCAAAUUGGAAGUGUUGAAUUGGACUCCUGUUAUGUAGAGUCUCAUGAUGUUGUGACAAAACACCAAAUAAUUACCUUCACGGCAUGCAAGGUGCUGUCAUCGAUCGUUUUGGGCUCUAAAAAUCAGAGUUUUCCCUCUUUAUAUCCCCUUUCCACAAAAGCACAUUUCUCCAUGUGUUUCCUGUGUAUACUAGACUGUAAUCUUUGAUGGCUGAUUUUUCUCCCUCGUGUGUUUGUAGUGAAGCACCUCUUGAUUUAUCAUUGCUGAGCAUCAGUGGUGUUUCUGUGGGGUUGCUACAAUCUGGGUGUGAGCAUUCAAGUACACUUCUGUCCGCUGUGUCCUGAUUAGACAGCACUGCCGCUUGUGCUUGUGUGCAAAGAGGGGAAGUCGCAACUGCAGCCAGUUGUCUUGACAUUCAACUUCCAUGUCUAAUCUCAGUCAACUCUGGUAUUUGAAAUGCUUUUGUUUUGGCUUCCGUUGUACAGUGUGUGAUGGAUGAGUGUAUUAUCAUACACUGCCCUCUGAAUAAGAACAAUCGUGUUGGAUCUGGUCGAUGAGGAAGCAAAGGGUAUUUGAGCUGAUAUUGCCCAUUAGCAUUUAGUCUUUUAUGUUUUUCUCUGCUUGUGGAUAUUGACAUUUAAUCUGUCAUCAAGUUAAACAAAAUUUGCAAUUUACUUUCUCUCAAUUGGCCAUUAAUCCAUAGCUAAAGCAACAUAAUCAGGUUCCCAUAUGGUGAAUGCCACAUUUUUCAGGCUGAAAGGAUUAUCAGUGCACAGUGUUUCAUCUAUAGACUUCUAAACGUAAAACAGGGUGAUCAAAUUGAGUAGUACGUGUUGCUAUAGUAGUCUUACAACCUUUUUUAUUUUUUAAAUUUUUUUUUUUUUUUUUGGAGAGGAUGGUCUUUUACAGGGAAAUCAGAGAAUCUCCCAUCCUCCCACCCCAAGGCUCCUCUUUUCAAGCACUUAAUACAGCUAUGAUGAAUAUGCAUUUCUAAAGAUUGAACUAUUAUUUAGCACUGUAGCCUGCAAACCAAAAACCAGUUCUUGAAGCUGAGUAGAUGGUUAAUCAGUGAUUGGGAAGUGUGUGUGUCUGUUUGUUUGGGGGUGGGGGGUUGUUGUUAGUGACUGACUGUUUGUGUGUUGAGGCAGAAGAGCCUGAUCACGUGGAGUUUGUAUUUCCACCCCGUCAGGAUGUGCAAUCACCUCAAGGAUGCUGAUGCAGGCGUCUGGGUUGUGAGUUUGGCCUCGUUUUGUGGGUAUGUGCAUAGAGAGUUCUUCCUAUUAUAUGCAAGUUUGUCGUAUAUUUCAACCCCCCCCCCUCUCCCCCCAACCGUUACCCCUUGUUUUUUCAUAUUGAGGUGCCUGUGUUUGAAAAAGAUAUAUACUUUAACAGCAAUUUUGAUUGUUUAAAUUCUGCUUCCAGCAUAUAUCCGUGCCAUUUUUGUUUGUUUGUUUUGUUUUUGUAACAUUUGCAACGCUGUCUAAGUUUUCUUACAGCUAAUCCUAAUCUCUUCUUUUAUGCGACAUGGACAUAGCUGAAAGUGAUGAGGAUUGUGUGUUUUCUAGGUUUUGAGAAUUUCAUGGCUUGUGUUAAGAACUGAAAGCCAAAAUCGAUUUUGAAUGGGAUGGAUGACAACCGCUUGCUGGUGUAUACUCGUGGCAGUCCACUGUCGAAUUCAUGUCUGACGUAGCACGUAAUUGAUUUGAACUGAUUUAACAAAUUGAGUUUUAACAUAUGUUUGUUUUGUUUUUUUUUAAAGAAAACAAUAUUUUUGUGUUAUAACCUAAUUUAUCCAUAGAUGCACAAGUAGGAUGAGACUAAAAGGAAUAAAUAAAAGAUACAGAAAAUCAAGAUGUCUCAUUUUUGAGAGUUUUAGAUGAUUUAGUUACUGAUUAUGGCUGACGUAGAUUUAGUUUUUCCCUGAAUAGCACCAAUGUUAAUAUAUUUGAAGUCUUUUCCAGCAGAUUUUAUACAAAUGACUUUAAUUUGUUUCUUCAAAUAGUUGUGAUGAGCAUUGAAAUACACUGCAUCCCGGAGUUCCUCUUAAUAUAUUUUUUAUUUGUAGUGAUGUUGAUGAUGAUGUGAGAGGGAGUGAGGUAUUAACGUGCAGUUCAACAACUCUGAACCUGAUUUCGCCAAAGGUACACUACUCAGAUAUUCAGCUACUGAAUGGCAGACGCACAGACUGGGGGACGUUGUUGAUGAUGUCACCACCAGCUUCCUGACAUCGUGCUGGGUUUGGAGGAGGUUUUGGUGAAGGGAAGUCACUACUGUAGCAGCUGAAUGUCACUUUGAGCGUGUCGUUACACGGUGUGAGAGAAGAGCAAUCUCAAAAAAACAAAAAACAAAAAAAAGAUAUACAAAUACCGAAAGUGCUGCUUCUUCAUCCAGUAAUCAAUCGUCUGUAAUGGGAAAUGCUGGACUUGGUGUUUGUGCUCGACUUAAAAACUGUCCCUCCUUUAAAUUGUCAUUGCCUCUUGUGGAAAUGUUUUAAUUUUGGGGGCAUUUUAUGGUUUUAUUCAGCGACGGCUGAGAAGUACAGUGUUUAUGAUUCCACACAUGGGGAGCAGAGUAAACAAGAGCAACGCGUCUUUACAGGAUUCAGUCAUGAAAAGAGGUGAUAUGUUGUGCCGAGUCAUCUGUUUGUUUUGUUUCUCUGUGUCAUCUCAAAUGGCUGUUGUGCUUGUUGAUGCGUUUCAUUUUUGUUGUUUUUUUUUUUCCUUUGGUCUGCUCCUUUUAUCACGUACAUCUCUAGCCGCCCCCUCCAAAACUCUAAAAGUGUGAGGCAAUAGCAUUUCUUUCUCAGAUGUCUUACAGGUUGACAUUUAAGUUUUUAAGUGAGCAGUCUGAUAAUUUAAUUUCUGUUUUGAAUUUUAACAAAAGUGUCACGUUACAAUGUUUUGUUUUGUUUUUUUUAAGCAUGAUAAUAACCUUCAAAUUCCAAACAGUGUAAUAGAGUCAAUAAAAAAAAACCUCCAGUGUUCACAGUUUUAGUUUCCAUUAAAAUGUCAGAUUUUCAUGAAUAA
Molecule: messenger RNA, 7238 nt
Organism: Scatophagus argus
Lineage: Eukaryota; Metazoa; Chordata; Actinopteri; Scatophagidae
Gene: nufip2
Product: nuclear FMR1 interacting protein 2
Exons: 4
Coding region: 281-2203 (640 amino acids)
Cellular component (GO): nucleoplasm; cytoplasmic stress granule
Molecular function (GO): RNA binding
Source: RefSeq, a predicted model, not a curated record